AUGAGACACGACUGGCAAUAUCUGUCGCUGCUUCUGGCCAGCGACGUUGUUGUUGCGCAGCGCGUUCUGCAGGGCAGCGUGCAGCACUUCCAAAGCGACGCUGCCGGCCCGUGGCAGCCUCUGCUCUCCCUGGGCUUCGGCACACCCCCGCAGGAAAUUGUCGGCAUAUUCGACACGGGCUCUUCCGACACCAUCAUCCCAAAAGCGGGCUCUGAACUGUGCCAGGUUAACAACCAGCAGUGCACGGAGCCGGCGCCUGUCGUCCUCGGCGAGUUCGACCCGGAGGUGGCUUCCGACGUCAAGGAGCUCAAAGGCGAAACGUUUGAUGCUGGAUUCAGCGGCGGCGACGAGUUCAACGGCGAGUACAUCGAGACUACCAUCAGCGUUGGCGACGAUGGCGGGGGCGAGAUUCCCGGCGCCCAGGUGGCGCUGGCGUCGGGCGGUCAACCCUCGGGCGACUUUCCGCAGUUCUCCAUCUUUGGCACUGGCCCGCGUGAGGCAGAAGCGACGGAUCAAAAGUACGACAACCUGCCCCAAAUUAUGAAAAACGCGGGCGUCGUCAAGGGCAAUUCCUACAGUGUCGUCAUGAACCCGACGCCACUUGCCAACGGAAGCGUCUUCUUUGGCGGUAUCGAUCGGUCCAAGUUCAGCGGCGAGCUGCAGAAGGUUGCCAUUGACCGCGACGACAGCGGCAAGAUCUCCGACUAUGUGGUCAAGAUGACCUCCUUGAAGCUGGACAUGGGCGGCAGCAGCAACAAGACGGCCAAGCUCACCAAGAACCAGAAGCGCGCGCACAGGAGUCUGCUUCGGCGCGGCGUCCGCCGACGCUCCAUCAGACAGAGAGUCGGAACCAAGGCCAAGGGAACCUACGGCGGUGGCCGAGUGAGCACGCAGAGCGCGGAAGAUGAAGAUGACGGGGAGGUUAAUGCGCUGAACAAUGGCAAAAGCAAUGGCCAUAACAACGACAACAUUGAUAAUGAUACAGACGAAGGUGACGGUAAUGACGGCGAUAACGACAAUGACAAUGGCGACUACGAUGGCGACAAUAACAACAAGGACAACAACAACAACAACAACAACAACAACAACAAUGGUAACAAUAAGGGCAAUAAUAAUAGAAACAAUGAGGGUCAUGGCAAUGGUUACAAAAAUGGCAACAACAAUGAUGAUGAUAACGAUGAUGGCGAUGACAAUGACAAUGGCAAUGGCAAUGGAGGCAAUGGCGGCAAUGGCGGCAAUGGCGGCAACGGUAAUGGCAAGAACAAUGGUAAGAAUAAUGGUAAGAACAAUGGCAAGAACAAUGGCAAAAAGAACGGUGGAAAUAGGAACGGAGGAAACAGGAACGGAGGAAACAAGAACGGAGGAAACAAGAAUGGGGGGAACAAGAACGGCGGGAACAAAAACGGAGGGAACAAAAACGGAGGGAAUAAGAACGGCGGCAAUGCCACCACUCCCGGCCUCAUCGACCUCGGCCUCAAGAAAAAAGAGACCUUUACUCUCUUCGACACUGGCGGCGUCGACCUCCAGCUCCCCGCCGGCGUGCUGCGCAAGAUGGCCCGCGCCCUUGAUGCCAAUUUUAGCGAAGAAGACGGCCUCGGCCCCGUUGAGUGCGACAAGCUCAGCGCGGACAACAAGUUGGUUCUGGGCUUCAACAACGACAAGGUCAAGGCGACGAUGGCGCUUGACAAGAUCCGCGUCUCCGAGGAUAUUGCUGAUCCGGAGCUCACGCGGGCUGGACUGUGCGAGGUUGGUGUCUCCGCCGUCGACCCGUCGACCAACCUCAACAGCAUUGGCUUCGGCUUCUUCACCGACGUCUACACCGUGUUCGAUCUGGAGAGUAACAGUCUAUGGUUUGCGCAGGCCAAGGGAGAUCCGAGCGCGCCGGGUGCGCAGCUGGAGGAGUUUCCUUGA
This is a messenger RNA of Beauveria bassiana ARSEF 2860, 1911 nucleotides long. Its product is annotated as eukaryotic aspartyl protease. The transcript is spliced from 2 exons. Gene Ontology annotation, molecular function: aspartic-type endopeptidase activity. NCBI's taxonomy places the organism in Eukaryota, Fungi, Ascomycota, Sordariomycetes, Hypocreales, Cordycipitaceae. Bases 1 to 1911 code for a protein of 636 amino acids. The record is from RefSeq and is a predicted model, not a curated record. Gene Ontology annotation, biological process: proteolysis.